This is a messenger RNA of Anneissia japonica, 2581 nucleotides long. RefSeq names its product arylsulfatase J-like. Bases 126 to 1727 code for a protein of 533 amino acids. The record is from RefSeq and is a predicted model, not a curated record. NCBI's taxonomy places the organism in Eukaryota, Metazoa, Echinodermata, Crinoidea, Comatulida, Comatulidae. The transcript has 11 exons.
CUGUGUUGUGUUGAUUACUGAGGAAGGAAGAUCAUGUGAUAGAGCAAACAGUCAAAUCACAUGAUUCAGGGACCUGCACAAUGUCAGUAAAACAACAAGUUUGAAUUGUGGAAUGGAGCUCUCUGAUGACUGAUGAGAUGACAAUCUCGGGACUACUAUCGGGAAUUGGCCUAGACUUUAAGAUGCUGUGUACUAUGCUGCUCAUGAUGUGCUUUGUAUAUGGACAUGGCAGUCAACCCCACAUCAUUUUGAUUGUAGCUGAUGACUUGGGUUGGAAUGAUGUCAGUUUCCAUGGGUCUGACCAGAUCCCAACACCGAAUAUUGACCAGUUAGCCUAUGAGGGGGUAAUUCUUUUUAAUUAUUAUGUAGAGCACAUCUGCACGCCCACCCGUAGUGCCCUAUUGACUGGCCGACAUCCAAUUCAAACAGGUCUGUUCCAUGGAACAAUAGGGGCAGCCGACCCAUACGGACUGAGGCCCAAUGAGACCACAAUAGCUGAAUGUCUACAUGAGCUUGGCUACUCUAAUCACAUGGUGGGAAAGUGGCACUUGGGGCAUUUUGCAGAAGAAUAUAUUCCAAUAAGAAGAGGAUUUGAUACAACCUUUGGAUAUUAUCUUGGAAAAGAGGAUUAUUUUGACCACACUUCAACUGUAUUUGCCAACAAGCAAUACUUAUGGGGAUUUGAUUUUCAUAAAAAUGGUGAAGUUUACAAGCCUGUGUUUGGUCAGUAUUCAACAGAAAUAUUCACUGAGAAAGCAGAAAGCAUUAUACGGAAUCAUGUCAAUUCAAAAAAGCCCUUGUUUUUGUAUCUACCGUACCAAGCCGUACACAGUGCUAAUGAAGACCAGCUUCUACAAGCACCACAAAAAUACAUAGACAGAUUUCCACAUAUAGAUGUUAAAAAGAGGAAAAUGUAUGCAGCCAUGGUGUCUGCAUUAGAUGAUGGAAUUGGAAAUGUCACAAAAGCUUUAAAAUCAACCGGCCUUUACGAGAACUCCGUCAUCAUCUUCACCACUGACAAUGGCGGACCUGUGUGUGGCUUUGACGGAAACUGUGCCAGUAACGAACCAUUGCGAGGUUCAAAGCGCACUUUGUGGGAAGGGGGAGUUCGUGGGGUUGGUCUGGUGAAUAGCCCACUGCUGGAGAAGCCUGGCAGGGUGUCAGAAGACUUGAUACAUGUCUGUGAUUGGUUUCCAACUAUAUAUCACCUUGCAGGGGGUAACAGCAGUACUUUGAAGAACCUCUAUGGUGUUAAUCAGUGGGACACAGUCUCAAGUGGUAAACAAAGUCCUAGGUUGGAAAUUCUACAUAACAUUGACACUGUUGGGAACUACUCCGCAUUAAGAGUUGGCGAUUAUAAGUUGGUUGUUAACAGUUUGUAUCCUGAUAAGUGGAAUGAUUGGUAUCCAACUGAAGGUCAAGGAAAAGUGAAUCCAGAUCCCAGGGCUACAGUAGUCCACUGCCCUAAUAAGCCUACUAAUGCUAGUACCAACUGCCAACCAUUUAAGGCUCCAUGCCUCUUCAACAUCAAGCUGGACCCAUGUGAAUAUAACAAUGUUGCAGAUAUCUAUCCAGAUAUAACUUCUGAAAUGAAGGCAAGACUUGAUGAAAUAUUACCAACUGUUGUACCAGCAGCUAACAAAGACAAAGAUAUGAAUUCAGAUCCAAAGCUACAUGGUGGGAACUGGGUACCAUGGAUUAAGCAAACAGGCACCAAUCAUGUAUGAAAAUGUGUUUGGUUCGAGUUUGUUCAGUUCUGUUGUCAUCAUAAUUACUGUACCACCAUCCCAUCCUUGUUUGAACUGCACUUGCCUGUAUCAAGGUUAAUCGAUAUUUGCAAACAGCAUAGGUGACCUUGGAUACCGGCAUACGCAGUUAAAACUAUGAAUUGGCUUAUAGUAAAAAGUGACAUUCCGAAAAGCAAUAGACUGUGGAAAUACCAUUUGGAACAAUUAUAGACCACCUCAAAACAGACCACUUUUCUGUGAUUCUGAAUAAACACCUAUCUACAGUUUAUAUCUAUGAUUAUUUGAAUUAUAUUUUCCAAAUAGAGACCAUAAAAAACCUGGUCCCACAAUUAGUUUUUGGUUUAGAGGUGUAUCUGUACAUAUACAAAAUAAUUUUAGUAUGCAAUAGAAAUGCUUGUAUAUUUUGUUACAAUUUGAAACAGGGUUUUGUACAAAGGUAUCAAAGCUAUUUGAUACAAAAAAGAUAGAAUUUAACAAUAAAUAGUGAACAAAAGGGAAGCCCGCUAUUGCAUAUAAUUUUGUGCUAUAUAGUAUGUUAUGCACCCUUGUAUAUAUAUAUGGGUGUGAUACAAGAUAUCAAGCAAUAAAUCACCUAUGUAUUUUAAUCUUGUUCAUAUUCGCUUAUCUGAAAAUUUAUACUCUUUUAAACUUAAACAAUUUAGUAAUAGAUAAAUUUGUUUAUUUUUGACUGACUUUAACUAAAUUUUCACAACUCUGCAAAAACAUCUAGUUUAUGUAAAUUAGACAAUGCCAUUGAAGACAAGACUACAAAAUAUUUCAAAAAUGUGUUCAGAAAAAAUUGCCUAAUAAAUAGUUAUUGGACAGAAUGUAAA